AUGCAUGCUCCAGUUUAUCAUCAUAAUUCUUCACAUCAUAUUCAAUCAUCAAUGUUAAGCAAUAGUGAAUUAUCAAUUCGACGACGACCAACACAUAAUCCAUCUAAAAAUCUUUCCACAAAUGAAAUUCAAUGUUUAUAUGAUCUUCUUGGAAAAAAUUGUGUGACUUUAGCAACAACUGUUGCACAAAUCUUACAUGCAGAUAAUAAUAAUUGGAAAAAACAAGCAUGUGGUGUUUUAUGUUUUAUUAAAGAUUAUAAUAAACGAAACUAUUAUUUUCGUUUAUAUGAUCUUCAAUUAAAACAAAUAAUCUAUGAAGAAACAAUAUCUUCUUCAUUACGUCUUGAAAAAAUAACAAAUCUUUUUUAUACAUUCAAUGGAAUGACUUGUAAAGUUGGUAUUAAUUUCAUUGAUCAGGCUGAAGCAGAAAUAUUUUGUAAUUAUUUUCAUAUAAAACAAGAUAAUAGACAACAAAAGAGAAAAUCUAAAGAAUCAACAUCUAUUUCAUUGACUACAAAUGUAAAUAAAAUAAUAUCAACUGAUAAACCAUUAUCAAGGUCUGAUGAUAUUAUCUCAAAGAAACAAAAUACUUCAAAAAUUCAACAACAAAAAAAAAAUAAAGAUAAUCGACCGGUAAUAUCCUCACCAAUUCUUUCAAGUUUUACUCAUAUUAUUCAUGCUGGAUCUGAUAAUAGUUUUCUAACUGAUGAUUCACAAAGAGAAUUAUUUGAAGAAGUAUUAUCUAAUAUGCAUAUAACAUCAGAAGAAAAAUCAUACAUUCGAAAAACUAUAAUAGAUACAGAUGGUGGUUUGGAAGAACUUUUUACUAAAUUAUUCCAAAAUAAAGAUAAUCAACGACAUGAAAUGGCAGAUUAUCCACCGAAAAUUCCUUCAAAUACUUAUUUAACAGCGGGACAAAAAAACAAUAUUAAACAUGAGCCGCAUCAAGAUAUUUGUAUUCCAUCAUUGAUCAAUAAGGGAAUUGAGACUGUUGGUACUCAAAGUCUGAACAUGUCUAAAACAUCAACGAUUCCCGAACGACCAAAGGCACCAAUCAUUCCACCAAAACCUCGUCCUGAUAUACCAAAUAAUACACAUUCAACUGUUCCAACAGCACCACCAUUACCUCCUCCUAGACCCGUUAAUUUGGAAAAGCCAAAACCAAUCUCUAACAUUCCUCCUGCUCCUCCUCUUACAAACUUUCCACCAGAACAAAUACUAAGCAAACCAUUUACAUCAUUGCCAGAAUCUCAACCUAAUACUUUCAUUCAAGAAAUCUAUGAUUUUGAUAAAUCUAAAUUAAAACCAGGGGUAGAACAAUCAACAAUGUUGAAAACACCAUCUACACCUAAAUCGAAAGAUGAUAUACGAGAUACUCUUACAGGCAAAAUUCUUGAAAUGAUCGCUCUACGACGACCUGCAAUUAUGGGAUGUGAUAAUAAUGAUGAUCAGAAUGAUUCAGAUGAUGAUGAUGAAUGGCUUGUUUAA
This is a messenger RNA of Rotaria sp. Silwood1, 1488 nucleotides long. Lineage: Eukaryota; Metazoa; Rotifera; Eurotatoria; Philodinida; Philodinidae. The record is from the annotation of a GenBank genome assembly.